Dermacentor andersoni is the source of this 5218-nucleotide messenger RNA. RefSeq names its product DBB domain-containing protein stumps (gene stumps). NCBI's taxonomy places the organism in Eukaryota, Metazoa, Arthropoda, Arachnida, Ixodida, Ixodidae. Gene Ontology annotation, cellular component: cytosol. The record is from RefSeq and is a predicted model, not a curated record. Gene Ontology annotation, molecular function: transmembrane receptor protein tyrosine kinase adaptor activity; fibroblast growth factor receptor binding.
UUGAGGUGCAGUCAUGGCGCCGUGUAAACACAACACUGAUGUAACCCAAUGCAUCUACAGUAACGGCUGCCCUGGCCACCUGUGUUGCCUCUCCACGCUAAGGGCAAUCCGUUCUGCGCUACACUAGCCACCGGGGUCGGGUAAAUAAAAAUUUGCCGCGUAAACUGUGGCGAUCUGUUUACACCUGUAUAGACAGUUUUGCGAGAAAUAGCUCCGCAUUUGUCGUUUGCGUUCCUUUCUCGUACGACUUUGUUUCUUUCCGUUGCAGAAUGGGCGGCUUUUCUUUAAACCGCUCCCGGUCUUCGUAGUACUCCACUUCUGCUUUUCAUUGAACUACCGUACGAGAAUAAAAAAAAAAAAAGAGUCAUCUAAGAGAGAGCGCGACAGCACGUCUCCAGCGGCAUCCCUGGCUCCGUAUCCGUUUUUCGUUCACUGUUGUGUUCCUUUAUUUAACAAGGGAGGGGCUUCUUCUCCCUUUUUUUACAUUAUCUUUUUUCUCUCUUCGUCGUUCUUGAACUUCUCCGGCCUCGCUUCUUCUCCGGGCGCCCGCGCGCGCUUCUGCGUGCCGGACGACGGCCCUCCGCCCCGGUGUCAACAACGAGCAGGCCCCGCGCGACACGGUCCCGCUUCCUUGCGCAGGCUCGGAUGCGCUGCCGAAGCCCAGGGGCGGUGUCCGCCGCGCGAAAGAGCCUCCUGGGAGGGGGGAAGGCUGAGCAGAGGCGUUCGCCCAGAGGGGGCCGCGAAAAGAGGGGGAGGUUGGGGGGCUCGGUCUGGGGCUCUCGGCGGCAGCGGAUAUGGGACCACUUCCGAACGCCCCCUCCUCGCCGCUUCCGGUGCUCGCAAUGAAGCGGCGCAUCUGGAAGACAGCCUCCUCCUCUCCCUCUGCCCCAUUCAGAGGGGUUCGCCUGCGCGGGGAGGACGGGAGGCCUCGAAGAGAGAGAAAGCAGCAGCCCUUUCGAAUCUCGGUGGCGCCGCGACGAACGUUUCUCGCCUCCAGCCAAGCUCGCGUGCUGUCUCUCGGAGUCUUGCCAGUGACCAGCUGGAGUCUCGGGCACCGUCCUCUCGAUAGCCGCGACACUCCAACUGCGCGCACGUGGCGCCCGAGAAGCCGUGCGACGCCACACGAGCGCGUCCUGUCGCCGACUCGCCUGGCAUGUGCGUGCUCCACGGGGGCCGCAUUCAGCAUCGCCAUGCGGGAGCCUCGUAGAAUGACCUGGUCGCAGUUCAAAGGAUGGGCCGCCUGUCUCCGAAAAGGGCCCGCAGACGGCCCCCUGCAGCUGCGCCUGGGCAUGGCGGCCGACGUGAGCACGCUGUUCUGCAGCGACGGCCGUGAGUGGGGCAGCUACCUGACCGACUGCUUCCGGCAACAGGCGCUCACCGUCACCCAGGAGGCGCUGGACGCCAUCUCUCUGCCCUUGCCUCAGGAUAGGGCCAAGGCUUUGGGCGCUGCUAAGGUCUCUCUGCUGAUCGUGUCUCCGGACCUGCUGGAGCUGCUGGAGCGGCGUGGCGCCGAGCUCUUCUCAGUGGGCCGAUUGCUGGAAGCGGAUCGGGGCUUGGCCAUGCUGUGCGGCGUUGAGCCGCACGAGCUGGGUUCCUCACUCCGCGCCGCUUUCCCCAAUUUCUCGUCAUGGCCGCUGCUGGAGGCGCGCAACCAGGACCGCGAGUUCGUCAUACGGCUCGUCGAGACGGCCCGCGAAAUUGUGGAGCGUGCCGAUCACAGCAUGGGGCGGGGCGCGGGUGCUGGAACGCCCCAGUUUCGCCUCUGUCCGCGGAAAGUGCACCAGGGAAACACAAAGGUAUUUGCCAUGCUGAACGAGCCAGUGGAACAAACUCAGAAGUUCCAGGUGCUAUUCGAGAGUUCGGGAAUGCAUGAGCUACCCGUAAAAUGGAGGAAUCCCUACGUUCUGCAGUUUACAGUUCCAGAGACCUUCCUGCAGGUCUCGAAAGUGGUCAACGUGCAGCUCCGCUGCGAUGGCGCGCUGCUGGGCGUGCGCCAGCUCAAGUGCGAGUCGCAGAUGUCGCAGCUGCACGUGCUGCUCCAGUCGGCCACGUCGCCGUACGAGAUGCUCAGCCUCACGCUCGGCCUGGCCACGCUGCACGACGUGGACACGGCGCUGGCGACCAACCUGCACCGCAACCUGCCUGCGCGGGGCUUCCACCUGCUCGGGCCGCAGCAGCAGGUCGCCCCGGAAAAGAAGCGCAGUGAAGAACUCUUGCCAACCCUGCUUCACUUCGCUGCCCACUACGGACUUCACGAACUCAGCUUGGCACUCCUACAGUGCCCAGGUGCCAGUGCUUGCUGUCAGAUGCUGAAUUGCAAAGGUCACUCACCCGCUCAGCUGGCAUCAAAUGCGGGACACCAUCGGCUUGCUACCACGAUCAACGAAUUCCAAUCAAGAGCGUCUACACCUGCGGUGGAAGAGGACGCUCCUGUUCUCCCUCCAGCGCGAGUACAAUCCAACCCGGGCAGAGGCAGUCCACCUCGGAUGCACUACGAGAACGUGACCGUGGGCGGCGGCCACUACGCAAGUCCCGGCGCCGCGCGGGGCGCCCCCGUGUGCAACCCGUCGUACGGACUUGCGCCGCCACUGCCUCCGCCACCAGCCCCGGAGCCGCCGUCCGCUGACGACGACCAGGAGGCCGAGUACCUGAGCAUGCUGCCGCAGGUCGAGGCGCCGCCCAAAGGACAAAGCUCGGCAACAAACCAAGGUGAUCCAGACGAAGAAAAAAAGGAAACGAGUUCCACAAGUGGACAAACUGACCAAGGUACACCGGACAUGGUCUUCUCAAAUACGCAGGAGGAUCUAGUUCGCAUAAUAGAAAUGUACAAGAAGGGCGUGCCCUUCUCGCAGAUUGAGAAGCUGUUUGAUGACUGGAAGAAGAACAAUGAAAACGCCAAGAACAUUGAUGAUAGCAAUCUCCAGGCGCUUCGUGAGCUUUACAAGCAGAAGCAACGUGCAGUGCAAGCAGCCAAGCAGUCAUUCAGUCUCAGUGACCUCAGGCAAAUUAUCACCGGCAAGGGAAACAGGCGCGGAAGCCGGAGCCGUGACAUCCAGCACACGACACUUCCUAACAUGAAGCAAGACGACUCCACUGACGGCUGUCGACGUGUCAGCACCCUUAGUGCCGUCUCAACAUCCAGCAGUGGCAGCUCCACUUCGAGCGACCGACUGAGCACCCUGAGCUCCAUGAGCGCGUACGACAGCGGGGCGCACUCGGACUCGUGCGAGGAAGGACGGCCGCCGCCGCGGCCCCCGCGACUGCCGGCGCCGCGCAACCCCAAGGCGGCGACGCACCAGUACUACGCCUUUGCGCCGGGCAGCGCCGACCGGAACAACGCGCCACACCACCAGUCGCCGGCUUCCCCACAGACCGGAAACGUUGCAGCAUCCACCGUCUCAGAAGUCAGGGCGAACAGCAUACCGUCAAGCAUCUCGCUGCAUGGCAAUAUGAGCACAUCAGCCAAGUCAGCAGUGGUGAACCCAUCGGCGGGCGUGUACUACGACAUUCCGCAAGUGCCGCGGCCCGUCAUCGACCAUCGGCACAACCCGCUGCUCGACUACGACUUCCCGAUGGCCGCGCUGCGACGUGUCGCGCCGCCUCCCUGCCCCCCGGAGCCCGACGACGGCCGGCACUACUACGACAUCCCGAAGUGGGGCGCAGGCGGCGCCCCCCUUCCCGCGACCCCGUCCAGCAAGCAGCAGGUGCGGCUCAGCAUUCCCGACAUACCCGCACCUCCCGUGCCCGAUGACUGAGCGCCCUGCUGGUCAGGAGCGCGCUCGAGCCACCGCUGGGGACGCAGGCUGCAGCUCAGAUGUGCAGCUUGAAUGAGGGAGCAUCACGAAUGUCGGGAACUUCUGCGCCACAUCUGCGAUGCUGUGUUUUACUGUCGCCAGUGACGCUGGAAAACGAGCAGGAGCCAUGGCGUUGAGUGUUUAGCUGUCGGUGGUUUGCUGCCACAUUUCGGGCGGUUUCACCAGAUUAGGCAAGCUUUUGAGCAGAUUGGAUAGUUCGUGCAUGUUCCUUGCUUGGACUUGUAUGUGAAAAAGGAAAUUUACCUUCACGAUACUCAUUCAUAUAAAUAUGAGAAUCUUCAAAGAAAGAAAAGGUGAGAAAAAAGUCGAGCCUGUCAAUUGGCUCGCAACAAUUUUUUUUAUUUCCUAAAAGCCAUUCACUUGCAAGAAAGGUGGAUGUACCCAGAAGUCACUGUGCUUUCCCUAUCACGCAGCUCGGUUAUGCACGGCGUCUCGGAUUAGUGGCGCCGUUCGUGUGUUAAAGCAUACGUCACGAAAGGGCAUGAUCUCUCUUCGAGGAAGAGAUCGUAUUGUAUGAGUCAGUCAGUGUUCUUUUUCUUUUUUUUUGGAUCGCCGCCAAUCGCUGAUCUUUCUUCUUUUUUUUUAAAGAAGGAAGCCAUGGCUUGUUUGCUAUAGUUUGCUUUCUGCCCUCGUACCUUUGUGCCAUUUUCGCACCUGUUAAUAGGCAGCACUGUCACAAUUCUGUCCAAUUCUGUUGACUGCUUGUCUGAUGCUCGACCUGAUCGUUGACGUCAACUGGAAAUACCCACUCGUCAACCUUUGUCUUUGUUCCCGAGUUCCUGUUGCCUUCAGCGCUGGACUCCGCCUGUACCUAAAAGCAAACCAGCUAAAGAAGUGUGCGUACUCUUAUUAAGUGAACAAACUAAAUCUUGUUCGCUGUGUACACACGCAGAUUACCUGCCUUUCGAUACAGUCCCCUUCAGUGUUUAGUGAAACGACUGGACAGCGUGCCAUAUAGCCAGAACGCCGCUACAAUUAAAAAAAAUGGCUGUGUAAUUAUUUUUAUACGUGGUUGUUUGAAGUUGGGUGGAAUUGCGAUCGUUGGUUUAACCCGAACUUUUCCUACUGAACACUUUGCAUAAGGUCGCACUGCGGUCUGAAAUCGGAUCACUGCUCUUGUUACGUUCUGCGCAGGGAAAGUGCCAAAUCAAUUUAUGUACCAGACACAUUGAUCCGUCGUGUACGUUUCUGCGAAGAUAGUGAAUACUAUACUCCAUAAUAUUCAUAUGUGCACUUACUCGAAAGCAAGCUACAAAACACUAGAUAGCAGUCUAUCCCAUAGUAGUAUUUGUCAUUAUUAUUGUUAAUAAUUGCGUGUGAGCCGACCGAUGACGUGACCUUGCAGUUGUAUUCUUUCUAGUUACGUCUGUCUAAUAUAUAUAUAUAUAUAUAUAUAUAUAUAU